AUGCAAUGGACGCGCGGUGUGGACACAGAGGAGGUCCACUUGAAUCAGGUGAUCUGGAAGAUGUACCUGGCCUUGGUUUAUGUUUGCGUUGUCCAUGGCAUGGGCGCCAGUAUCAUGUGGAAAGCGGCCACGAGGUGCUGGCGGCAGGCCAGUUACGUCCUUCUCAGCGGACUUUCGUUACAGAAGUCCGUCAUGGCGCUUUGUACGUGCGGAUGGAGAAGAGUGGCGUUCUUCCUUCAGACGAUUUUGCGGCUCUGGACAUGGCAUCCUCACGGGUGCCGGCAGAACACGGAGCAUCCUCGUUGA
Molecule: messenger RNA, 306 nt
Organism: Symbiodinium pilosum
Lineage: Eukaryota; Dinophyceae; Suessiales; Symbiodiniaceae
Source: the annotation of a GenBank genome assembly